Messenger RNA from Chilo suppressalis (striped riceborer), 2694 nucleotides. NCBI's taxonomy places the organism in Eukaryota, Metazoa, Arthropoda, Insecta, Lepidoptera, Crambidae. The record is from the annotation of a GenBank genome assembly.
AUGGCUUGCACUGCAAAUGAAUGGUUGAAAGUUGUACCAUGUACGGGAGUCAUCAGAGCAAAAUUUUCUAUUGACCUUAAAGAAGUGUUAGAAGGCCCUAAGAAUACCAGCGUUGUUGUCACUCGCUUCAUUGCGUGUGGCAACACUAUAGCACUGUCGUUUACGAGUCUCCAGUCGUGGUCGUGGCUGCAAACUUUGCCGUGGCCCAACCGUAUAUUCUGCGGUCAUGGUUAUGGCCACGGCCGUGAUGACUGGCUGUCUAGUGCUCUAGGUGCCUUAGAAGUUAGUGACUUUGGCCACAGAACACAGAAAAAGAUUAGAAGAGCCGUGUGGGCAGGGCAGUGUUCUUUGUUCUCAGGUCGGCCAACAGCUAGGGUGUCUUGGUGGAAAUCGCAUUCACUCCUCGCCAAUUCUGAAGCAAGAGCCACCGUAUCCUUCAGACUGCAGAGAUCCGAUUACGGCACGGAUAUCACUUGUCAGGCCGUCACAGACCCCUCAAUAACGCCGGUCUCUGUAAAUUUGUCUAUUGACGUUAACUUGCGACCGCUUUGGGUUCGAUUGCAAGGCGGCAAGCGCCCCCUGGUGGCGGGGCAGAGCACGGAGCUGGUGUGCCAAGCAGUCGGUGCCAGGCCCAAGCCAACUAUAUCCUGGUGGAGAGGAGGAACUAGGCUGAAGACCGUCAGGGAGACUACAUCAGCUGACGGCAACAUCACUAGCAGCAUACUGACCUUCGUGCCGAGCAUAGACGACGCUGGCAGGGUGCUCUCCUGCCGGGCGGUGCAGCCCUCCCUCCCCCACUCCACUCACGAGGACGGGUGGAAGAUGGAGAUCCAGCAUUUACCGGUAGUCAAGUUGGAACUUGGCGCUAACUUGGACGCCAGUAAGGUGGUGGAAGGUUCAGACGUGUACCUCGACUGCAGGGUGCGAGCGAACCCGUGGCAUACGCAUGUAUACUUCACGCACAAUGGAGCAGUCGUUAAGCCUGGCCCGGGGGUACUCCUGGCGAAUCAGAGCUUGGUGCUGCAGCACGUGUCGAGGAAAGCUGCUGGUGCAUACGUGUGCUCUGCCAGAAACGUUCUCGGGGAAGGGGCCAGUGAAAAUCUGAUGCUUGACGUCAAAUAUUCUCCUACGUGCCAAUCUACACAGCCUGUAGUGCUCAGGGCUGCCAGAGGGGAGUUGAUCGACAUUGAAUGUGACCUAGAUGCCAACCCCAAGGACUCGAUGGUGUACCACUGGUGGUUCAACAGCUCCGCUCACUCGAAGCACGAGCUCACGACAACUCCUGCGUCAACUUCGCAGAGCAAUCCUGGUACUUUCACUUACAUGGUGAACACAUCGUCGGACUACGGCUGGGUGCAAUGUUCGGGCACCAAUCCUGUCGGCCGUCAGACCAAACCCUGCCUCUUCCACAUAUUACCUGCUGACAAGCCGUCAUCGGUGAAAUCGUGUGAGAUCACAAACGUGACCUACGACGCACUCACGUUGAACUGCACGCCGGGCCACGACGGUGGGAUACGGCAGGCUUUCCUUCUCCAAGUAUUCGACAUGGCGACAGGUCUUCUACUACGCAACGUGAGCAGCGAACUGCCCGAGUUUGAAGUGUCAGGGUUGUCGGAGAGCGUGUCGCUCGCAGUCUCCGUCAGGGCUUUCAACAGGAAGGGAUCCAGCGAACCGCUUACCUUGACGUCUAGUUUAUUGAAGUAUCCGCAAAGACAUACGGCCCAAGUCCCAGUAAAAGUGGAACUGACAACAGUGCUCAUCAUCGUGCUGAUCACAGUAGGGGUGAUAGCAGCCAUGACAGCUGUCUCCGCCGCUGUGUUCUGCUGCCGGCAUUGUAGUAAGAGAAACAGUAAAAACGAAAAAGACAAAAGGCAUCAAGAUGAAACAUCCAACAUACCACUCACUGGAAGCAAAGAGACGGAAAGUGUUGAUAGCUUAGACAAAAACCCGGAUAUUAUCCCAUUAGACGGGAAAAUAAGCGACAGCUGCUCAAACAAAUCUUCAACGACAGACUACAGUUCGAUACGACCACUAAUAUCCAAAACUACAAACGACAAAUACGACAUCCCACCGAACUGCGACAGAUUUUAUGACCAUUCAAUAGACGGUUGCAACCAAUACAUACAAGUCAGGCCAAUAGAGUAUAGAGUGAGGCCGACAUACCAACCGGGGUUGGCGCCAAUGCCCAACCUUGGACCAAGUAUACAGAGCUUGGGGCCAAUGAGUAGUUUGGGCCACGUGCCCAAUAUUGGUCCAAAUGAAUGCCACAGACCGUACGACAAGGUUUACGAAGACUGGUUGAAGUAUAAGAACGCUUUGCCGCUCAACACCAGUGGAUUAUUACCAGCUGAACAACUAUUGCCUCCAGAGCUUUACGCGUCGCCGCCAGCUCUCUACAGUAACCCUAGAAAUCCCCUCAAUCUGGCACAAAUGCCAGACUUAGAUUCAAGGUACCUGGAAUCCAGGCUGGACUCCCGGAGUUGUUCCAACUCGCCCCCGGUGAGGUUCAACGCGGACAACAGCGCGGUGUACUUCAGCAAACCAGUGCUGGACAGAACGAACAACACGUUACCACACUUGAAGACUAGGUUAAAUGGUAACUCGUCGAAUCAGAGUGAAACAAAGACUAGUGCGACAAAAUCGACUGACACGAGUCUCGAACAUAACGUAAUGUCGACUCAAGACUGCGGUUGA